This is a messenger RNA of Anopheles cruzii, 1359 nucleotides long. Its product is annotated as gustatory and odorant receptor 22-like. Lineage: Eukaryota; Metazoa; Arthropoda; Insecta; Diptera; Culicidae. Gene Ontology annotation, biological process: sensory perception of taste. Gene Ontology annotation, cellular component: dendrite; axon; membrane. The transcript has 2 exons. The record is from RefSeq and is a predicted model, not a curated record. The coding region runs from base 1 to 1359 and encodes 452 amino acids.
AUGGUAAUAAAAGAUAGUGAAUUCGAGGAUUCGUUCGGGUACGCUCUGCUCCGCGGUGAUAUGGGAACUGUUUGGGACACAUCAAAGGACGAGCGCUUAGUGAAUGGAACGAUGAAUCCGGAGCUUAUCCAGCGUGCCAAGGAUCGGGUCGCUCGGGCACAGCUCAAUUCGGCCGACGGUGACACCUGUGAAAUGCAUGACCAGUUCUACCGCGAUCACAAGCUUCUGCUGGUGCUGUUUCGAGCAUUAGCUGUCAUGCCUAUUACCCGGUCCGCCCCCGGCAGGAUUACAUUCAGCUGGCGAUCGUCUGCUUCAAUCUAUGCCUUCUGCUUCUACAUCGUGACCACGGGAAUCGUGCUGGUUGUUGGUUACGAGAGGAUCAAGGUGUUUCGGUCCACCAGCAAGUUUGACGAAUAUAUCUACGGCAUUCUGUUCGUGAUCUUUUUGGUACCACACUUCUGGAUCCCAUUCGUCGGGUGGGGCGUUGCGAAGCAGGUUGCUAUCUACAAGACAAUGUGGGGUGCGUUUCAGGUGCGCUACUAUCGCGUCACCGGCACCUCGUUGCGCUUUCCUCGCCUUCGGAUGCUUAUCGUUUGCUUCUCGAUCGGGUGUCUGGUGUGCGCGAUAGUGUUCCUGCUAUCGCUAAGCUUUCUGCUGGAAGGUUUCGCCUUGUGGCACACGUCCGCUUACUAUCACAUUAUUACGAUGCUGAACAUGAACAGCGCCCUGUGGUAUAUCAAUAGCCGCGGUAUCCGAGUGGCAUCAUCCAGUUUAUCACGCUGCUUCCGAAGCGAUGUAGCGGUCGAAUGCACGGCGGCCAUGAUCUCCCGGUACCGGUUUCUCUGGCUGAACCUUAGCGAAUUGCUGCAGUCACUGGGCAACGCCUACGCACGGACCUACUCAACUUACUGUCUCUUCAUGUUCGUCAACAUAACUGUCGCCAUCUACGGAGCACUGUCGGAAAUUAUUGACCACGGAUUCGGGUUCUCGUUCAAGGAGAUUGGACUGAUCGUCGACACGGUGUACUGCUCGACUCUACUGUUCAUCUUCUGUGACUGUUCCCAUAACGCCACGUUGCAGGUGUCGCAGGGUGUGCAGGACACGUUGCUCAGCAUUGACCUGCUGAAGGUCGAUCAACCCACGCAGAAAGAGAUCGAUCUGUUCAUUCAGGCAAUCGAAAUGAACCCGGCCAUCGUUAGUUUGAAAGGAUACGCCGAAGUCAACCGGGAGCUUUUAACCUCAAGCAUCGCGACCAUUGCCAUCUAUUUGAUUGUGCUGUUGCAAUUCAAACUGUCGCUCAUCUCGCAGCAAAUUCCGGUAGAAUUAAUAGAAAAUGUGAAACUCUUACAGAAAGGUUGA